Molecule: messenger RNA, 5796 nt
Organism: Amblyraja radiata (thorny skate)
Lineage: Eukaryota; Metazoa; Chordata; Chondrichthyes; Rajiformes; Rajidae
Gene: ppip5k1a
Product: diphosphoinositol pentakisphosphate kinase 1a
Exons: 31
Coding region: 429-4409 (1326 amino acids)
Biological process (GO): inositol phosphate biosynthetic process; inositol metabolic process
Cellular component (GO): cytosol
Molecular function (GO): inositol hexakisphosphate kinase activity; 5-diphosphoinositol pentakisphosphate 1-kinase activity
Source: RefSeq, a predicted model, not a curated record
CCGGGAGGUUGUCAGGGGCGUUGCUAAGCGGGGCCUAAAUGCCCAGUGAAGGCGGCAACCAACAUGGAGGCUGCAGAGAGUGAGGGCAACUUCACAACCCGAACCAUCUCGCCUGGGGAAUUAAUCAUGAGAUGAAGAGGAGUUUCACAGAGCUUGCAGGAAGAAAUCUUGCCUAAGGAAAUUACCACUUAGGCUCCACCUAUGCAAGCCUGUGGUUGCACUGAAAUACCACGUGUGCUCAAGACCUGGACUGUGCUCCAAGGGCAGAUCGUAAACUCAGCAAAUCACUGGAAUAGCGAUGAUACCAAAGCUGGUAUUAGUACUAUGGGAAGUUUAGUUAUCUCUCUCUCUCUUGCUGUCUCGCUUUCACUCUCCCUCUUUUUUUAAACUAUGACUAAUAUCCGUGAUGAAAGGUCAACCAGGUUGUCAUGACAACCCCCACCUCUUUUCAGGGGGAUCACUCGGCUCCUAAAUUCUUUGUUGGAUGCGAGGAGGAUGAAAUUGACGACCUGGAAUCAAACAUGAAGGCAGAAGACCGUGACGUUUUCGAUGAUGAAAAUGAUUCUGACUCGCCUCCUGAGCGACAAAUCCUGGUGGGGAUUUGUGCGAUGGCGAAGAAGUCGAAGUCGAAACCAAUGACUCAGAUCCUGGAACGUCUGUGUAAAUUUGAGUUUAUCGGUGUUGUCAUUUUUAAUGAGGACGUUGUUCUAAAUGAGCCUGUGGAGAACUGGCCAGUAUGCGACUGUUUGAUCUCCUUCCAUUCCAAAGGUUUUCCACUGGAUAAGGCAGUGGCUUAUGCAAAACUCCGGAAUCCCGUUCUUAUUAAUGACUUGAAUAUGCAAUAUUAUAUACAAGACAGGAGAGAAGUCUAUCGAAUUUUGCAGGAAGAAGGAAUAGAUCUUCCUCGUUACGCAGUGUUAAAUCGUGAUCCGGACCGACCUGAUGAGUGUAGCCUGGUGGAAGGAGAUGAUCACGUCGAAGUGAACGGAGAAAUCUUCCAGAAGCCUUUUGUUGAGAAACCCGUGAGUGCAGAAGACCACAAUGUGUACAUUUACUACCCUGUGUCGGCAGGGGGAGGGAGCCAAAGGCUGUUCCGCAAGAUUGGAAGCCGGAGCAGCGUCUACUCUGCUGAAAGUACCGUGCGUAAGACUGGUGCAUACAUCUACGAAGAGUUCAUGCCAACAGAUGGAACAGAUGUAAAGGUAUACACUGUCGGUCCGGACUAUGCUCAUGCUGAGGCUCGCAAAUCACCAGCCCUCGAUGGAAAAGUGGAACGAGACAGUGAGGGCAAGGAGAUUCGUUACCCUGUGAUGUUAACAGCCAUGGAAAAGCUAGUCGCCAGGAAAGUCUGUGUAGCUUUUAAGCAAACCGUCUGUGGUUUUGAUCUGUUGCGGGCAAAUGGGCAUUCCUAUGUUUGCGACGUCAAUGGAUUCAGCUUUGUGAAAAACUCGAUGAAAUAUUAUGACGACUGCGCAAAAAUCCUUGGUAACAUAGUUAUGCGGGAGCUUGCCCCACAACUGCAGAUACCAUGGUCCAUACCCACAGAGGCUGAAGAUAUUCCCAUUGUUCCAACUACCUCAGGAACCAUGAUGGAGCUACGCUGUGUAAUAGCAAUCAUUCGCCAUGGAGACCGAACUCCCAAACAGAAGAUGAAGAUGGAAGUCAUGCACCCAAAGUUCUUUGACUUGUUUGCGAAAUAUGACGGAUACAAGACUGGAAAGCUGAAACUUAAGAAACCGAAACAACUUCAGGAAGUUCUAGACAUUAGUCGUGAACUUUUAGCUGAACUCGGGCAACAUAAUGACUGUGAAAUUGAGGAGAAGAAAUCCAAGUUGGAACAGCUGAAGACUGUGCUGGAAAUGUAUGGCCAUUUCUCUGGAAUAAAUAGGAAAGUACAAAUAACAUAUUUGCCACAUGGACAGCCCAAGACAUCCAGUGAAGAGGAAGAUUCGAGGAGGGAGGACCCAUCCUUGCUUCUGGUGCUGAAAUGGGGUGGUGAGCUGACACCCGCAGGGAGGGUGCAAGCUGAAGAGCUUGGAAGAGCGUUCAGGUGCAUGUACCCUGGAGGGCAAGGGGAUUAUGCUGGCUUUCCUGGUUGUGGUCUCCUUCGUCUGCACAGCACCUACAGGCACGACUUGAAGAUCUAUGCGUCCGAUGAAGGCAGAGUGCAGAUGACAGCCGCGGCUUUUGCCAAGGGUCUCUUGGCAUUGGAAGGGGAGCUGACUCCAAUUCUGGUGCAGAUGGUGAAAAGUGCCAACAUGAAUGGUCUUCUGGACAGUAACAGCAACUCGCUUAGUUGCCAGCACCGCGUCAAAGCCCGGCUUCAUGAGUUCAUGCAGAAGGAUCAGGAGUUCACAGAAGAAGACUACAAAAAGCUGGCUCCCUCUGGCAGUGCUUCUCUUAUUAACUCCAUGAAGUUAAUUCAAAACCCUGUCACCACUUGUGAUCGAGUUUACUCCUUGGUUCAGAAUCUGACCUCGCAGAUUAAGAAGAGGUUAGAAGAUCCCAAAUCAGCAGACCUUCAGCUGUAUCACAGCGAGACCCUGGAGCUAAUGCUGCAACGCUGGUUAAAGCUGGAGAAGGAUUUCCGAAUGAAGAGCGGCCGUUAUGACAUCAGUAAAAUUCCGGACAUCUACGACUGCAUCAAAUAUGAUGUUCAGCACAACGGUGCCUUGAAGCUGGAAGACACCUUGGAACUAUUCAAGCUCUCCAAAGCCCUUGCUGAUAUCAUCAUUCCGCAGGAAUAUGGCAUUAAUAAGGAAGAAAAGCUGGACAUUGCCUACGGAUACUGCCUUCCACUGAUCAAGAAGAUGCAGCUGGAUUUACAAAGGACGCAUGAAGAUGAAUCUGUCAACAAACUGCAUCCACUCUAUUCCAGAGGGGUGAUGUCUCCCGGACGCCAUGUGCGGACACGGUUGUACUUUACGAGUGAGAGCCACGUUCAUUCGUUGCUGAGCUUAUUUCGUUACGGAGGUCUUUUGGGAGAGCUAAAGGAUCAGCAGUGGAAAAGAGCCAUGGACUACCUUGGUGCAGUGUCAGAACUGAACUACAUGACUCAGAUUGUCAUCAUGUUGUACGAGGAUAACAAUAAGGACCCUUCCUCUGAAGAACGGUUUCACGUGGAGCUUCACUUCAGUCCAGGGGCUAAAGGCUGUGAUGAGGAUGAAAACGCUCCCACAGGGUCUGGCUUCCGUCCGGCAUCUGCUGAGAAUGAAGGUGGCUCCAAGACCGAUCAGGGCAGCAUGGAAGACCUUUCAGAGAAUCGAGGGAAUGAUGAUGUGGAUGGAUUUCUUCCGGCAUUGCCAGCCGAGUCUUUUCACACCCACAGGAAGUCUGCCCUGACCAAGGCUCGGAAAAUGGGCUCCAUGGAGGUGCUGUCAGAAAGUUCCCCUAAGUACACUGGAUACCGGCUCUUGGUUCCACCAUAUUCCAAGCAGAUCUCUGACGUGAAGCAGAGCGGACUAGGUUCCCAAUGUGCUGGUUUGUUCAGUACCACAGUACUUGGUGGCUCUUCCAGUGCCCCCAACCUCCAAGACUACGCCCGCUCGCACCGCAGAAAAAGUGGCUCCAGUUACUUUUCUCUGAAGGAUGAAAUGUUGUCUAUGCCAGCCGUUAAAAGAUUUUCUGUCUCGUUUGCAAAGCAUCCGACUAAUGAUAUGUUGGAUAAUCGCUGUGUGGCUCAGUUGCUGAGGCGUCUUUCUGCAGACUACAGUUUCGCCCAGAGUCUAGCCCUUGACUGCGCCUUGGCUCGGCACCUCCAGCAGUGCUCCUACCAUAACCGUCUCUUCAAGAACUGGAUGAUGUCGGAGCAGGAUGAUAUCGACUUCCUCUACGGUUUUGAAGGAUGCUCCAUGGUUCCUUCCAUCUACCCUCUUGAAACACUCCAUAAUUCACUCUCUCUGAAGCAGGUGAACGAGUUCCUAUCAUCCAUCUCAGAAAUUUGUGGAAAAUCCCACGACAGAGCAACAAAAGAGCUUUCAGCCAUGUUUGAGACCAUGGGAAAUAGCCAGGCUGCGGUGGAUUCAUACAUGCCACAACAGGUCCUGCCCUCCUCAGUUACCUCACUCUCCAUACGUCCUCGCUCGGAGAAGCCUCCUUGGUACAGCAGCGGGCCUUCGAGCACCGUGUCGAGCGCUGGCCCGUCCUCGCCCAAUACCUCCGACAACUCGCCCCGCUUUAGCUUCAGCGACAAGUCGUCGCUCACUCCGCAGAGCAGCGAGGAGCAGCAGCAGCAGCAGUCCGCCCAACUAGCAGCUCCAAGCCACAGUCACAAGGAUCUACAGCUGACCGGACAGGCACAGCAAGCCGCCCAAAGUCAACAGCCGUACCAGAAUCACAGCAGCCCACAGGCAUCGGCCAGCGUGACUGGGCAGGGGCAGCAGGCAGUGGAAGGUUUGGUGGAAACCUAACCAGUGGCUUGCUCUGUUGCAUCACACCACAAGCCGUGAGGCAUUCUCUUGAACUUCAGUUGUUAAAAUGACUGAUGCUGUACAGUUUAUACAUCCAGGGAACAUCUGGGGAUAGUCCCUGGCAUUAUUGCAGUACUGUAAAAGUUAGGAGCUAAACACCCCCAUUUUUGGAAGGUGAUCUGGAAUCACCUUGCACCUUUAUACACCAGAAGUGAUUGAUCAAGUGGGGUACAGUACCCCCAAAAAUGUAAUGGAUGGUGUGUUAUUAUCUUGUACGUGUCUCACCCCUAUAACUGUGUACAGAAAACCUGCUGCUUCUUUGUCCAUGCAGUUUGUACAUUUUAAAAGGUUAUUUAAUGAUGGUAUUUUGUAAAUAUAGAAAUAUAAUUCUGGUGGACAUGGCUGAGAUUUUAGAUUCCAAUCUUCUCCUCUGCCCCACAUCUUUGCGACAUUACAAUUGUUAGUGAAGCAGAGAGGGAAUGUGAUCUUUUCCUAGUUUUUUGCUUUCCUAUUCAGAUGUGAUUUUAAAGGGUGUAAAACAUCCCUGGUGUAUGAUCUCCUGUGAGCUUUUGCCCAUGUUUGGUCUCACCUCGAAUAAUCUCGGCCAAGCAGAGGUUGGGAGAAUUUCUUAUCACUUUUAUGAUGGAGUGUCCAAGGUGAAGGAAACAAAGCUCUUGAGAAAGUGGUGAUGAGGUCUCUUUUGGAACUGUUGCAAUUGAUUCAGUAAAGAUGCUUCUGCAUUGUCAUUGGGGAGGUUCCACCUGGAUGUGGACUCUGACAGAGGGAACUGUGAUAUGUUUGUUAGUGGCUUAUAGAAUGGACUCCCAAAAGUCUUUGGCUGUAGAGGUUCAGCUUCAGUGCCCCUAGGCUGGGGAAGCAGGAUAUUAUUAAGCUAAAGACUCUUUUCCUUGAACAAAGAAGACGCUGCACUUGUCAGAUAGACUCCAGUAGCUGUCUCCGAGGUAGACUGGUCACUGGAAAGUUUCCAUGGAAGAAGAGCAGAAGAUCAGGCAGUGCCUGUGGACAGCCAACAUUUCUGCAAGACUAUUUUGCUCCAAGAUCUGCAGCCUCUUGUGUCUCCAUCUUGCUUUUGAACACAUUGCACGAGGUAGUGAAUUAACUGUUCCAAAGAAGCUGCAUCUUUGAAAUAUAUUGGAGAAGCCAAUAUACUUAUGUUUAAAACGUGGUAUCCAUAUCUUAAUGUGAGUUGUGUGCUAGUUGUAGGGGAGAUAUAAAUAUUUUUAAGUGCCUCAUCUGUUGGUAUGAGUUUUGUUUUGGUUAGCAGAACAUAAAGGAACUGUGACUCUUUUUCAGUGCAACCAGGGAACUAUGCCUGGUGUUCUUAGACUUCCAACAUCACUAAAAUAUAAUUUGGUUAUCAUCAUCA